Messenger RNA from Ambispora leptoticha, 150 nucleotides. The record is from the annotation of a GenBank genome assembly. Lineage: Eukaryota; Fungi; Glomeromycota; Glomeromycetes; Archaeosporales; Ambisporaceae.
GCCUACGACUCAGUACACAUUCCAUUACUCACUAAAGCAUUACUCAGAAUAAAAACUCCCAAACCUAUCACAAAUCUGAUUAUUAAUAUCUUUACAGCGAAAACCAACAUACACUCUAUUGAAGAAAUAGUCACACAAGCUCUCAACUGA